GAGAGCCGGAAGGGAGUGGCUAGCGGGGCACAGAGGGGGGGGAGCCCAGUGCGGUGACGCUCUAGCCUCCGAGCGCUGUCUCUAUGCUCCCCGCGUCUAGUCUAUUUAUUGUCGCGGGGAAGCGGCGGCCGCCCCGGACCCGGAACAACAAAGCGCGAAAGAGGGAGCCCGUGCCUCGGGGGCUCCUAGCAACGGGCCGGGGCGGGAGUUCCAUGGAGACUGGGGAGCGCGCCCGCCUCAUCAUCAUCCUCGUCCUCCAGCUUAUCCUUCGCGUCCGACGCCACCGGUAUCAGCGCUCCUGCCGCGUCCUCUGCCGCCGCCCCCUCUUCCCACGAACAAGAUGCCAUUUGAACUUAAGGAAGAUUGCUUUGGAGGGAGCAAAUGUAAUUUAUAAGCGUGAUGUUGGAAAAGUAUUAAUGAAACUUAGAAAACCUAGAAUUACAGCUACAAUUUGGUCCUCAGGAAAAAUUAUUUGCACUGGAGCAACAAGUGAAGAAGAAGCUAAAUUUGGUGCCAGACGUCUAGCCCGCAGUCUGCAGAAACUAGGUUUUCAGGUAAUAUUUACAGAUUUCAAGGUUGUUAAUGUUUUAGCAGUGUGUAACAUGCCAUUUGAAAUCCGUUUGCCAGAAUUCACGAAGAACAAUAGACCUCAUGCCAGUUAUGAACCUGAACUUCAUCCUGCUGUGUGCUAUCGGAUAAAAUCUCUACGAGCUACAUUACAGAUUUUUUCAACAGGAAGCAUCACAGUAACAGGGCCCAAUGUAAAGGCUGUCGCUACUGCCGUGGAACAGAUUUACCCGUUUGUGUUUGAAAGCAGGAAAGAGAUUUUAUAAUUCAUCACUUAAUUGGUUAGAAUCCCUAACUGAGCACCUUUUAAAACCUGCUGCACAUUGGACUCAAAACAAAAGGAAACUGGACCAACAGUAAUUGAGAAAAUAGACUCUUUUAUUCAUUCACGGCUACAGUGUAAAAAGCUCCAGUCCCUUUGGAUUUUAUUUCAAACUUUGCUGUAAUAUAAAAAGGAAGUUUACAAGACAUGACAUUGCUGCUUUUACAGAAGGACAUUCUAUUUAUUUUCGCAGUAAUUCUCAUGUCCCCAUAAGCAGAGCUGUCACAGUGUGCACUACCUUAAAUUGUUUUGUUGUUAUUUUUUUCCAGUUUGAGCUAAUGUGUUUUAUUUGUGAAUAGUCUUUUACAUUUUUGUAUGCUGAAUAUGGGCACCAAAGAACCUGUAAAAGUUAUCUUUUUCAAUUGAAUAUGCACAAAUAAAAGUUUGGAAAAGGUC
Molecule: messenger RNA, 1285 nt
Organism: Myotis daubentonii (Daubenton's bat)
Lineage: Eukaryota; Metazoa; Chordata; Mammalia; Chiroptera; Vespertilionidae
Gene: TBPL1
Product: TATA-box binding protein like 1
Biological process (GO): DNA-templated transcription initiation
Molecular function (GO): DNA binding
Source: RefSeq, a predicted model, not a curated record